This is a messenger RNA of Bufo bufo (common toad), 2485 nucleotides long. RefSeq names its product ecto-ADP-ribosyltransferase 5-like. Lineage: Eukaryota; Metazoa; Chordata; Amphibia; Anura; Bufonidae. Gene Ontology annotation, molecular function: NAD+-protein-arginine ADP-ribosyltransferase activity; NAD+ poly-ADP-ribosyltransferase activity. The record is from RefSeq and is a predicted model, not a curated record. The transcript has 7 exons. Bases 99 to 1352 code for a protein of 417 amino acids.
AUGACUAUGACGUCACCUCAGGUCCUUUCCCUCUACCAGGAGAAGAUUAUUACCGGAAUCCUGGAGCUUUUACUGUGAAGAUUUCAUCAGGAAAAGAAAUGCUUUGUCUCACUGGUGCCAUCUUCUGGCUUCUGGCCGCCUUUCAGUGUCUACAGGUUUAUGGUGAAAUUCAUAAAAUGACAUCCAAUCCCAAUGUAUUUGAUGACCAGUACAUUGGCUGCUAUGAUGAACUGGAGAAGAACAUCAUGCCUAAGGUGCUUCAUAAGGAGAAGGAAAAUAAGCAGUUUAAGGAAGCGUGGGGCAAUGCAGCUGAGUGGUGGUACUACAUAAAAGAUAAUCUUGAACUUCCGGAAGGGUUUCAGGAUGAGUAUGGAGUAGCUCUACUGACUUUCACCAAAAACUAUCCAGAGGGAAAUCCUAUAGGCCAGCAGAUGAAUGGAAACCUCACCGUGGCAGGAGCCUCACAGAAAGAUUACAUGGAGAAGUUCCACUUCAAAGCCCUUCACUUCUACCUAACAAGAGCUUUGCAAAUGCUAAAACCCAACUGUGAAGAAAGCUACGUAACGUAUAGAGGAAGUCAACACUCCAUCCACAUACAACCAGUUUCUAGAUUUGACAGUUUCACCUCAUCUUCUUUGAAUCCUGAGGAAGCACAAAUGUUUGGCAGUAAAUCUCUCUUUCAGAUAACUACUUGCUUUGGUGCCAAACUUGGUAAAUUGUCAUUUGUUCCAUUAGAUGAAGAAGUUCUGAUUCCUCCAACAGAAAAGUUUGUAUUUGUGACAGAACACAAUUCAUUCUACAUGUUGAAAAGUACCGGUCAGAUGUGCAGCUACUUCAACUGUGCCUAUCUAGAAGCUGAGAAGCGAAAAGAUCCUAUUUGUCGAUCAGCUACAACUGAACCAAUGGGAGGAACAAAAUAUGGAGAUCAGCUGAAUGUGAUGUCUGCAGCUGAAAUCGAGGAGCGGAUGAAGGUUUUUGAGGAGAAAAUCAAUCAGAAUCAACUCUUCUGGAAGCAUCACCACGCCGAGCUGGGCGCCAUAUUCGAGCAAUUUACUGACAGUGGGAAUAAAACCAACAUGUACCGUUCCCUGAGGAAACUGGGCGAGCAUAUAAAGGCUCUAAAAGACCAGACAGAAUCUAUAUCGAGCGAGCUGAAAUCGGUGGUACAGAACGAGGGGGAGAUUAUUAAAUUCCUCGUCCUACAUGAUGAAGCCUUUGCAAUUCUAAAGAAAGAACUCAAUGAACACCAAGAAGUAAUCCAGGGCAUUGCCAUCUGGUUGGGAUUAUUUACUAUCGGCGGUGCUACCAUUUUCAUCUAUAAGUACUUCAUGAGGAAUCCUGGAGCUCCAUGAUGACAUCACGUCAGAAGCACUAGGUUCCUGGAUGCAAGCAACCAUCCCCCCAAGUCCCUCAGUUCCCUGUACUGGACCCCAUCCAUUUCCUUCCCCCUAUUUUAUGAUCACAGUGUGAGUGAUAUCAUAACCCAGGGGCAACGUCCUGCUGAAAACUGUCAGUACUGUGUGAAAGGCCCUGGGAGAGCACAAGUGAAGCUUCUUUCUAUUACAGUAUAUAAGGAUGUGGCUGGAGCUCAUUGAAGGUUCAGCUGCUUCACACUUUCAUAGUUAAUACAGUUGAAAAAAGACAUAAGUCCUUCAAGUUCAAUCUUUCUUCAAAUAAAUUAAAGUUUUUCUAGGUUUCUCAUUUGUGUUUGGUGUUUUUCUAGUGACUAACAAACCCCUCGGGUAAGAGGGUUGUCCAGAGGGGAAACUUGUUGUGCCAAGGAGUUCAGAAUUGGUUUAAAAAAUAACAGAGGAAGCCAUAUUUGCCUCACCGUUCCCUUGCCAAUCCCGGUUUGACAUUUACCGUCCCGUCACUGAUCUCAACUCACAGGAAAUGUCAGAAAUGACCCCUCAGCCAACCAACGGAAACAGUGGUGACCAGCCUCAGCCGGUGAGCUGGCCGACCGUAGCAUCUCCUGUGUGCUGAGAUGAGACCAGGAAAUGGUGACCCGUGGGAACUUGGUAAGCGCCAGAACAUGACCAGAGGGGCAUUAGUGAGUUAUAGAGUAUGCAGAGAUGAGGCUGGAAACACUCAUCAUGGAGGUCUGGGCCAACUGGAGAAGAUGAGGAACGAUAGAGUGGCCAAUCAGAGGGAUUGUCACGGUUCAGUCACCAGACUUAACAGGUAUGUGAUGCUGCAUUCCCCGGUAUAGUUGGUAAAGCUGAAUUGAAUUUCAAAAAUAAUAUUCAUUCAGCAUAAACAAAAAAAUGCUGAAUUUCAAAAAUAAAAAAUGGGCAAGAUAACUAUAUAGAUAGGAUAGGGCUGGUACAGACAUGAAUAUAUACUUUUCUACAGUAUUUCAGAAAGUUCUGUUGUUCAUGUGUUCAGGGGCGGAUUAAGUGCAUGAUGGGCCCCCCGGGGCUGUCUACCCAACUGGGGCCCCUCCCUCCAUUUUAGUUAAAUGUUUCUGUAUGAAGAGGCUGCG